UCCAGGCCUUGGCAGUGUCCGGAUGAGGUGCCCACCCAUGUGUGGGACAGGCCGCACGCAUUGGCCUGACCCAGCCUUUGACUCACCCCACUCGUGGCCAAAUAGUUGAAAUAUUACUCGACCACACUCCAGCUUUCCUCCGCCUCUGGCAAUUAUCAGGAAGUCCCUCCCAUAGUCACGCCUAGGCUUACAGCAGAUUGCUAGAGGGGACCCCAGAACUGGGACGGCUGUGGGAGGUCCUCAUACUGGGCACCAAGGGCCACCUCUCCCAGGUCCCUGCUUCUCCUAGCCAUGGCUCCCAAGCGCAAGCUCGCCGUGCAGGGCAAGGGCCCUGAGAAGAAGAAGGGACGGCAGGGGGCGGAGGAGGACAGCUUCCGCUCCGCGGCUGAGGCCCUCAGGGCUGCACCCACGGAAAAGCGCACAGUCCGGGUGGACCCCGAGUGUCCCCUCAGCUGCAGUCCCGGGACCCAGGCCCAGGUGCAUGGGGACUAUGACUGCACCCUGAACCAGACCAACAUCGGGAGCAACAACAACAAGUUCUACAUCAUCCAGCUGCUGGAGGACGGUGACCGCUUCGCCUGCUGGAACCGCUGGGGCCGCGUUGGAGAGGUGGGCCAGUCAAAGCUCAGCCACUUCGAUUCACUGGAUGACGCAAAGAAGGACUUUGAGAAGAAGUUUCGGGACAAGACCAAGAACAGCUGGGCCGAGCGGGACCACUUUGUGGCUCAUCCCGGCAAGUACACGCUGAUCGAAGUGCAGGGCGAGGACGAUGCCCAGGAAGCUGUGGUGAAGGUUGACGGAGGCCCAGUGAGGACCGUGGCUCAGCGGGUGCGGCCCUGCUCCUUGGACGCAGCCACACAGAAGCUCAUUACCAACAUCUUCAGCAAGGACAUGUUCAGUGACGCCAUGGCCCUCAUGAACCUGGAUGUGAAAAAGAUGCCCCUGGGGAAGUUGAGCAAGCAGCAGAUCGCACGGGGCUUCGAGGCCUUGGAGGCCCUGGAGGCAGCCCUGAGGGCACCCUCCGCCGGGGGCCCAGGCCUGGACGAGCUGUCUUCUCACUUCUACACGGUCAUCCCCCACAACUUCGGCCGCAGCCGGCCCCCGCCCAUCAGCUCCCUGGAGCUUCUGCAGGCCAAGAAGGACAUGCUGCUGGUGCUGGCCGACAUCGAGCUGGCCCGGAGCCUGCAGACAGCCCCCCAGGAGGAGAAGGAGGUGGAGGAGCUGCCGCACCCGCUGGACCGAGAUUACCAGCUCCUCAAGUGCCAGCUCCAGCUUCUGGACCCGGAGACGCCUGAGUACAAGGUGAUCCACACCUACUUAAAACAGACUGGCAACACCUACAGGUGCCCUGCUCUUCAGCACGUUUGGAAAGUGAACCGAGAAGGGGAGGGAGAUAGGUUCCAGGCCCACUGCAAGUUGGGCAACCGGAGGCUGCUCUGGCAUGGCACCAACGUGGCGGUAGUGGCCGCCAUCCUCACCAGUGGGCUCCGCAUCAUGCCGCAUUCUGGUGGCCGCGUGGGCAAGGGCAUCUACUUUGCCUCGGAGAACAGCAAGUCGGCAGGCUACGUUAUGGGCAUGUCGUGUGGGAAGCAGUGCAUCGGCUACAUGUUCCUGAGUGAGGUCGCACUUGGCAGAGAGCACCACAUCACCAUCGACGAGCCCAGCUUGAAGAAGCCACCCCCUGGCUUUGACAGCGUCAUUGCCCGAGGCCACACAGAGCCUGAUCCAACCCAGGACACCGAGCUGGAGCUGGAUGGCCAGCGAGUGGUGGUGCCCCAGGGCCAGCCCACGCCCUGCCCCGAGUUCAGCGAUUCCUCGUUCUGGCAGAGCGAGUACCUCAUCUACCAGGAGAGCCAGUGCCGCCUGCGCUACCUGCUGGAGAUGUGCCUCUGAGCUGCGUGCCCUCCCCUCGCCCCGACGAGCUGCGAAGGGACUGUCAGGCUCGGCCUUCCUGCCCACCUCUGGCCGCCCGCAGCCCCCCCCCCCCCGUCACCCCUUCUUGCUCCCGCAUCUCCCUGCUGUGUGCAGGAUGGUGAUGCCCACUUCCUCCCUAGCCCUGGCGGGGCAGUGGCCCCAGUACCGUCCCGAAGCUGACAGGUGCAAUGGACUGGCAGCAUCACUGGGCCGAAGGUGCACCUGUUCCUGGCUGUGCAGUUAGAGGGGUGCAGGUUGAGAGCGAGUUGGUCCCCAUACCCACCCAGGCCGUCCAUCCCGGCCCAGGCUGUGUGGUCACCGAUGUAGGCUGAACUUCAAGCACGCACAUGGGGCAAGUUCAUUAAAUGCUGUCUUUGCUCA
Messenger RNA from Artibeus jamaicensis (Jamaican fruit-eating bat), 2295 nucleotides. RefSeq names its product poly(ADP-ribose) polymerase family member 3 (gene PARP3). Bases 292 to 1893 code for a protein of 533 amino acids. NCBI's taxonomy places the organism in Eukaryota, Metazoa, Chordata, Mammalia, Chiroptera, Phyllostomidae. The record is from RefSeq and is a predicted model, not a curated record. Gene Ontology annotation, cellular component: site of double-strand break. Gene Ontology annotation, molecular function: NAD+ poly-ADP-ribosyltransferase activity. The transcript is spliced from 11 exons.